CGCCAAUCGCUAACGACUGCAACAAAUACAUGCAUAUUAGCGUACUGGCUUCGGCAGCAGGCAGCAGAGAAUGCAGUAGAAGCAGCAGCAACACCGAAAUCGAAACGAUGCAAAAGCGCGCUUGCCUGUUGGAUGGGUCAGUGCGUCGUCUCGUUUCGUGUGGAUAGGAGUCGAAGUGAAUUGGAUUGGCAAAUAUCGAGUAGAGUAUUUUAUGUGUGUCGUGCGAAUUUGUUUGGUGAAAAAAUGCCAUUGAACGGAUAAAUGCAUAGAAUUUAUACUUGAACAUAAGUAUUUAUGAUUAAAUUUUGUAUUAAAUGAUUGAAAACGAUUUUCAAGUGUGCAAAAUGUGUGCGAAAAAAGUAAAGUUGAAUGAUGUGAAGAAUUUUACGAGUGCGUGAAAAGGAAAUUAAGUGACACGAAGUGGGCAGCAAGUGCAUGGACAAGCAGCGGGUAGCUGGUACAACGAGUUCAUAGUGGAGCGAACAGAGUGCGCUGGACAAGAUUAAUUGAAAGGCAAAAACUAGAAACUAGAGAACGAAGUGCAAAGCCUAUGAAGAAAUGCAAUUAAUAACAAACGCAAAAAAAUACGAACAAACUUUUUAUACUUAAGCUACACGCACCGCCGACCAGCCCAACAAAAACCAAAACACAUCAGCAAAAUAUUAGAAUGCAAAAGUAAUUUCAUGCUGGGUAUAAAAUAAAUAGGAUUAACUGCGGGCAUUAAAACAUGUGAAUACAAGAACAACACCAACAACGGAUUGCAUCUCAUCAACUAGAGAAAAAAAGACGAAAAAAACUACGUAUUACCGUAAAAUUUAUGCGUACGCUGACGUUUUGCAAACCGUUAGAAUAUUUCACACGCUCCACACGCUGACAGCAUAGCAGCAGCAAGGUGAGUGCAGAGUUGCAAUUGGCACGAACAAGAAGUUGCUGUGCAAAAGCAAAAGGCUGCAAGCUACCAGGAGAGGAAGAUCAGAAGGAGGAGAGGAAGAAGAGAAGAAGGUGAAGCCUUCCAAGCAAAGUAGCCAGCAGCUAAGCGCGUUCUAAGUGCAUUGGCAGCCAUUUACAACGUCCAACAAAAGAGCUAUUGUAGGUCUGCAUACGCCGCGCGUCUGUGUAUGGCUCUCUAUGUGUGUUUGUAUGCCUGUGCGAAGUGCAGGCGAAAAACAAAAAAAAAAAGCGAAACGUGAAACCGGUUACUUGUUGCAGUAGUAUUGAACCCUUCCGUGCAAAAAAUAAAUAAACAAACAAAACAAAAAGACAGCAGGUUAUUAAGCAAGGCAGCCAGCGGCAGGCCAGGCGGAAGGCAAGCGGUGAAUUUCGGAAAUUGCAAGGCACAAGCAACAAAAAGAAAAGCAAUAACAAGAAAACAAAGAGUCAGAACCAGUCAGAAGUUAAAUGUUGUUUGUUGCUGAAGUCUGGAAAAAAAUAAAAAUAAAAAUUAAAAUAAGCAAUGAGUGGCCAACCACUGCAGUUUGAGUAGCAAGCAGCAAAACUAGCGGCAGUGUUGGCAGUGGAGCAGUAGUGGCAUUUGUGGCAGCGCGACAGCAACACCGUGCAAAUCCCAAACAGCGGAAAUCGAAACUCAAAUAGCGAGAAGAAGAAGCAGCAGCUGAAAAGUUUGACUUUCAACUUGGCGAAUGCGGAGUGCCGACGGUGAAUGGGCAAAGGAACAUUUUGGAUUUAGUUUGGUGAAUUGUGUGAAAAAGUGACGAUAUUUUAAAAGUUGAUGUGGAAUAAUAUGUAUGUAAAACGCGCAGCGUAGCGAAUGAAAAAAUGCAUUUUUAAAUUUUAAAUCUGGCGUAAACUAGAAAAUUUUUGUAAAAAAUUCCACGUCAGCGGCGAAUUGUGGCAUUGUGCGGUAACUGUCAAGCGUAGCCGAAGCAGCAUGCGAAAACAAGUAAAAGUGUGAAAUAAAAAUUAAAAAUUUUUUAAAACGAUUUGCAAAUAGUUUUGGACACAAUUUUAUAACGAAAAAUUCGAAUUUUUGAUAAUGGAAUUUUUAUGGGUAUAAAAUAGCGAACAUUAACAAAAAAAAAUAUUUAACAAAAUUUUUGCCUAUUAGCGAAGAAAAUGUGCAGUAAUUUUUAUGCUGUUGCCGUUGUGUGUUUUUAAGCAAAAGUUUACAACAAAAAAUAUAUGCAAAAAAGUGAUUGAUGUGUGAAAUUUGAAAAAAAAAAUUAUUAAAAGCAUUUUAAGUAAAGCGACUGCGAGUGUGGCGAAAAAAAGUAUUAAAUAGAAAAGCGCUCGCAAAAAAAAACAAAAAAUUUAAAAAACAUUUAAAAAAGUGACGAAAAAAUUUAAAAAUCUGAUAAAAUCACUGCUAAUGCAUGCUCAGAAUCGUGAAAAAAAGUAAAAAUUAAUAGCGCACGAAAAGAAGACUCAAGCGUAACGCAGUCGCACUGUGUAGUGAAGUUUAUAUUUUAAAGUUUUGUAUUACUGAACGAUUGCAUAAAAAAUGAACUGAAAAUGAUUGCUUAAAAACAUGGACACAUUUAAAUUUAACCUAAGUUGUAUUUGAGAAAACAAAAAAAAUUUAUUCGCAAAUCCUUUGAAAAUAUGUGCGCGAAAUCGUGUAUCUAAUAUCGUAUUUUUGUUGAACAAGAAAUUGUAAAAAAGUGAGCGCGUUUUUAUAAAAAAAAGUGAUUGAAUAAAAAACCGUUGAAAAAUAAAAGAUGCUCCAUCGGUUAAAUACGAAUUUUUUAAAUAAAAAUAUGCGCGCGCCGACAAGUUUCAGCGUAGAAAAUUGUGAAAUAACUCGAAGCGUCGGCGAGUUUAGGAAGUGUAAAAAUAGCAACAGUUGUACCGACAAAAAAGAAACUGCAAAGUUGUAAUAGAAGCCGCUCUCGUUGAUCAAUCAAAAAAAAAAAUCAAGAAUUGUUUUAAGCCAUAAAAUUGAAUGUUACAACAAAACCGUAUUGCAUUUGAAUGCCUGUUAGUUUGUGUGUAGAGUUCGCUACGUUCAAGUGAAGUGAAAACAAUGUCCGCCAACUCAAAAACAACAGCAACAAUCAACUCAAACAAUAACACCAACACUACUGCCACCAACACCAACACCACAACAACCAUAACGACCAACAACAAUAGCAUAAGCCACUGCCUCCGAAGCAGUAGCAACAGCGACUUAACUGCUGCCUCAAGCAGCAUUAUAAGUACUUCUACAAACAGCACCACCACCAGCAACAACAAAAACACUGCCACAAUAAAUACCUCCACAGCCAAUACAUUCUCGAAUAUAAAUAAGAGCGCUGGAGCUACUGGAGCGCCGCAACUUUCACUAUUCGAUCAGCUGAAGAAUAGCGCAAAUCUGAAUAAUAUCAAAUGCAGCAGCUUCAGUCAUAACUUCAACAGCAAACUUAAGUCACAAAAUAAUCUCACCGAUUGGCGUCGAUUCGCUGAGGAUGACAGCAGCAAUAAUAGUGCCACCAGUAGCAGCAGUAGUAGCAGUAAUAGCAGCCUUUCAAGUGCCAGCGGGCUCGGCAUAAAAGACUCUUUUCAGCAACGAUUUGUUGCCGCCGUUUUAGGCAACAGCAGCAGCAGCAGCAGCAGCAACAGCAGCUGCAGCAGUGACAUUUUAAAGUCAACGAAAAAAGACUUGCCACAAGUGGCUGUAAAAUUAAGCAAUGCAACAAUUAACAACAACAGCAGCAAUAAUAACACUAACAUAAGCAAAAUGAAUGCAACAGAAUGCAAGGAAGCAUCGGCUGCUACAAAGCAGCUGACAAGCGAAACAACUGCCCCCGAGCAGCCAGCAGAAUCGGAGGCGUGUAACAACAUUUUAGAUCUCACUUUGCAGCCUGCCAGGCGUAAUAUUAAUCUUAGAGCGUCGACAAUAGAAGCAGCACUAGCAAAAGCUGAGCGGGAGAAAAGUGAAGCCAAGCUAGCGGCAGUGGAUGUAAUCAGCAAUGCCACAAUGUCGCCGACAUCUUCAUUAUGCAACAACAGCGUGGCUAAGACAAACAGUAACAGCUUCAUUAAGGGUAACAGCGCAAGCUGUGGCAAGAAAAUAGCGCAGGCUGACAGCAAAUUGUCCAGCGUAGCCGCAAACGCCCCAAAUGCAGUUAAUCUGCUUGCCAGCGGUGAGAGCGAAGGUGUCAAUGUGAAUAGCAACAGCACUGGCAAUAACAACAACGGCAACGCUAAUGGCGUGUCAACAAUAUUGACGGCUACAAGCAAACAGCCACAGCCACAACAGCAAAAGCAAAUAAAAUUCUCAAUGCCGACACUGCCACCACCCUCAGCUGCAUCAGCGUUCACUUCUACAGCAACCAAAAUUUCUACAGAGCAUAAAAAUAGCAAGAGUAGCUCAUUGACCGCCACUGGCGGCAUAGGUGUUGUGCGUGCCACAAAAAGGACAGCCGCUGGAGCAACAGCAACAGAAGUGGCUGACGCCACUAACUCAACGCUGAGUAAUUUCACCACACCUGCUUGUGUGGCGCCAAUGUCAACGCAUUAUUUCGCACAAUGCAAGCGACAAAAACAAGCCGCGCUCACAGCAACAGCAACAGCGUUAAGCAAUUCGUCACCUUUUACCGCUGGUUUGCUAAGCGAGCAACAGCAAAAACAAUAUAUGGAAAAUUUGAAAGCCCUACUCGAUACAGAUCAACUCGGUUCGGUUUACGCGCAUCAUUCGCAUAGUGGCAACGAUCUCAAAGCCGUCGUCUAUUCGGCGCUUACGAGCGCCCUGUGCGGCGGAAAUAGUGCUGCAAUAACAGCGGCCAGUAAGCUAUUGGCGGCUGCCACCAAUCAACAGGCCAAGAAGAAACGCAAGAAGAAGCGAUGCACCGAUCGUUGCGAUUCAUCAGAAUCAUCUGACAGUGGUGUCGUGAUAUCAUUGAGCAGUACGGAUUCUAGCACUGGAUCUAGCGAAGAUGCUUCUGAACCGGGUUCUCCGUUCAGUCAACACUCAACAAUAGGCGACGAACAGCAAAGCAAUUCGCCCGCCAAGGCCAUUAAUAGCGUAUCUGCAAGUCAAAGAAACAUGCCACCACAAACAACAAUAUUGGCCGCGGCGAAUAACAACGCCAACAACGGACAAGCGACAAAUGGAGGUUCCAGUGCUUCUACUAGUGGCACAAAUGUUCAUGCACUCACUGUCACAGGAACAAAUAGCAAUAACAGCAACAACACUGCCAAAUUAAAACAAAUACAACAGCAACAAAAUAAAAGUAAUAACACUGCCAACGGACGCAAUGUCCUACCUACUCUUCAAUGGCCCUGGAAUAAUGCGUCAAAUAAUAGUACAAUUCUACCAACCAACUUAUCGGGGUCUACACAGUCUAAUAAGAAACGCAGUGCUGUUAGCGUGACGUCUUCUGAUAAUAGCUCGGGCAAAAAAGCACGGAACACAGCUACUGAUAGCGCGGCAAGUGGUUCCAACGCCGGUGCAGCCUCCAGUGCAAAUGGAGUUAGCGCUGCAAAAAGACUGAAAGCGGCUGCACUGGAAGAAUCACAGACGAAAAUUACAGGUUACUUUAAGUCACAAAUGAAGUCUCAAAUCCAUCAAAACAAUCUAGCUAAGCGCAAUAUGGAAUCGGUGCUAAUCGCGGCAUGCAGUUCGUCGGGCGGGGGUAUGAGCACUACUUCACUAACAAUGAGUGCGCCUGCUACCACCGCUUCUCUUAAUAAAUAUUUCAACAUAUUAGCGCAGCUGAAGGAGAAUAAUACCCUCAAUAAUGGCAACAGUAACUGUAACGGCAGCGGCUCUAUAACUAAGCCAACGCUAGUUUCAUCAGCAACAUCAAUAAAUAGUAGCAUUAUUGCAGCUUCACCACCGACGUCAACAACCUUAGCCCAAACAACAUCCACGUCUUCAUCUGCUAAAGGCGGUGUGGUCACACUUGCACCUGCAAGUGCAUUGCCGACGAUGCCGGUGCCUGCUUUGAAAAAGAUUGAACGCAGUAAACCCACCAAAAUCGCACAAGUGGCUCCUAAUUUACGAAAAACUCCCUCCGCUUCGGGAAACCAUGGCAGCGGCACCGGUAAAUCACCAGCAAAGAAGCACGUUGCCAUUGCGCCACGCACGCCUGAAAUGAAACAACAACAAAUGCAACAACAAGCCGCUGCGAAGCAGGCAGCUUCAACAGGCACUGCGCAGCAGCAAGCUACCACGCAGGUGACAAAUCAACCAGCAGUACUUCUAACUGCCAUACGUCUACCUACGACAAGUACACCUACGGCAGCGACGUCCACACAACUGAAACAAGCAGUAAGUCCUCCGAAAUUGGCCCCUGUCGCAACAGCCACUGCCACCACAACAACAGCUGCGCCCGCCACAGCCCAGGCGCUCUAUCAACUGCCUGCAGUGCAAUUACCGAAUCUAGUCCAAUUGCCUCAGCUAUUAACUGCCACAAACGGUGCAAAUAUAAUGCAGCUAAACAACUUGGCCACAGCAGCUAAAAAUGCCAACCCAGCAGCGUCUGCGGCUGCGACAUCAGCACAAGCGGCGCAGGCAGCAGCCGCACAAUACUUCCUCAAUGGUACGGUCUUCAAGCUCCAGCAGUUCACCACUGCAACAACCACAACGGCAACUUCGGCGGUUGCUGCUGCAACUGCCGCCGCCACUGCAAAUCCUUUCAACUUGAUGACUGCCGCAGACCUUCAAGAGAUACUCAUUAAGCAGCAGCAGUUACAACAGCAGCAACAGCAGUUGCAAUUACAACAACAACAGAAAGCAGCAGUUGUUGCUGCUGCUGCUGCGGCUACGGCACAGGCCACAAACACAAGUUUCCAAGAGAUCUUCCAGCAACAAAUCGCUGCAGCCAUUGCCGCGAAUCAACAGCAGCAACAACAACAGCAACAGCAGCAAUUUCAACAAUUACAACGAUUGGGCGCUGCAGCUGCGCAACCGGUAUUCAUGGCCACCCCAGCUGGCCUGAUAUUAAACGCGGCCUCACUACCGGCUAUGCUGGCACAAGCUGCAGCGGCAUUGGCCGUAAACAACAGUCAACAACAGAAGCAAGUGCAAAUACAACAACCACAGCAGUUGCCCGCACUUCAACCGAUACAGCCAAGUGCGCUUCCCGCUCUAAGUUCAAUAUUUGCUGGUGCCGGACAGCAGCAGGCCCAAGCCGCUCAUGAGCAGCAUACCGACUUCCAUCAACAGCAGCAACAACUUCUAGCAUUUUUGCAGCAACAACACCAGCAGCAACAGCCGCAGUUUAUAACAGCAACUCAACCACCACCCUUGUCCGCUGUAAAUGUUACUUCGUCGCCAUCGUCUACGGCAACAUUAACGACACUGCCAGUUAAUGCGACCACUACCGUUGCUGCAGCAAACAGCGCAAACACUGCCAAACUGGCAAUCGUUAAAGCAACUACUGCCUCUUCAGUUCCACAACAAUUUACAGCUCUCAAUUCGCAACCGCCGCCGUUGGUGACGAUUUCUCAUGGAAAAACGCGCACAACGGCAAUAGCGCCAGCAACUACCGCCAAUGUUCCUGGCAAUACACAAACCAGUAAGCCAGCUGCCCAUACCAAACCGUAUCAGAAGCGAAUGCCAAAGGUAGCGCCAGCUCCGGUACCAGUAGCGCCCGCGCCAUGCAAAACGACGCUGUCGAGUGCAAAGGCGAAAAUCUCUGGUGGUUGUAAAAUCAUUGCUACUCCAACAACGCCGCCACCCUUGGUACCAGCGUUAAGUAGCAGCACCGGUGGUUGUGGCGCCAUGACGUCAUCGCCUACCACUCGCACUGCGAUGACAAAGCAGUUGCAACCCGCUGCUGGAUUGCCUACGCCGGCGCUCAUAAGCAUUGCACCUGCUCCGGCUAUGAACACCACAAAAACCACUGCGCCGAGCACAACUAAUGCGGCAGUGAUACCGAGUGCCAUGAAAUUGCCAACCUUGCCGCCACUCGCUCCCAAAUUAAUCACGGCAUCUUCAGCAGUAGCAACAACAGCAGUCUCAUUCACUCCUCCAACAACGAAAACAAUCGUCGCUAGCACAACCGUUACUUCAACCACCACCAUACCUUCAACCCCUGAUCUCUUCGACAUGGUUAAAAAUUCGAAUGGCACAGUCUCAAUCUCUGUGCCCGUUACAGGCAGCAACAGCAAAAACAUCAGUAGCAAUAAUACAUUGAAUAAGUGCUCUUCGCUAUUGCCCUCAUUUUGCAACUCACCAAUGUCAUCAUAUUCAUCCGCGUCCUCACCUUCCCUUUGCUCCACUUCGAAUACCACAUCGAUCGAUAGUUUCUGCCCGAAAAUUAAAGAGGAGCCAUUGGACGAAGCUGUCGCUUUCUCCUCUGCCAAUACUUCCGAUAGUGGAAUUAAAUUGGAAAGCUUUAAGGCCUCGUCGCAUACUCAAAUGCUACCAGCAGAUAUUAAGGUUGAACUAAUGGAGGACACUACUAAAAUGUAUCCCUCAACAACCAGUGGCACAUCGACCAGCAUAGCCAACAGCAUAACGCAUGCAAAUGAAUGUUCAUCGUAUUCGUUUAGCUCCCACUCGAAUUCCGUAUCUUCGGCAGCUGAUCUUUCGCUGGAAGCAUCUACCCCACCGUCGCUCUCCUCCCUAUCUGCCUCCUGUUCCUCUGCACCCUCACCAUCGCCAUCGUCACCGCGCAACUCUCCGCCGCCAUUGCCGCCAACACAGCCGUGUGAAUCGAAUUCGGCAUCCCUUGGCUCAGAAUCAUCAGCAUCAUGUGUUACCGCGGCUACAGGAAGGGAUAUGCUUAGUGAAUUGGUGACAUCUUCAUGCAUAUCUUCCAAUCUAACUUCAGAUAUGUCGAAUUCGGCUGAUGGCACAACGGCAAAUGAUAAAUCGCUUACAGCCGGACUCGAAGAUGUAGAAAAAGAUGACAAUGGGGAUGAAGAAAUAAGCGAAAAGCGCGAUUUGCCUACACCAGAGUCAGGAAUUGGAGGAAGUUUGACGGCUAGUGAAAGCAGCGAAUCCAUCGUUAGUUCUAUCUCCAAUAAUAGCAGUAAAGCGGAAAUUAUUGCCAACAUCAUCAAUUCGAUCGACUCGAAUUCGCCACCACCCACCCCGCUCUCUACCAUGAGCGCAGGCAGCGCUGAUAGUGCCAGUCAUAGUAUUGGUUGCUUGCGUUCCGCCUCCAGCGAUAACAACUCUAUUAACAGCAGUGUACCAUCACCGGUCUCACCAGCCCCAACUUUCGGCGCUGAUAUAAUUAGUGGCGUCUGCUCAUCAGAUGCAACUACAAGUUCUACCUCCAACAUCGACGUGCCCAUUGCUCUUAGUUUACCGAAUAGCAUCGAUAUAAGCAAUUCCAACAGCUGCACGAGUAGCAGUCUCAGCAGCAGCAGCAGCGCCGGCGAACCUCAGUCAACGUCCAGCGGCAGCAACAGUAACAGCUUCACCUCUACACCUACCCUCAUCGACACUAAACUCGCUGAAUCUACCAGUGAUUCGCUGCCUAAGUGCGCCAUCUCGCCAAUACUUUCUCAGCCGAAAACCAUACGUUUCCCUGCUGAAACGGGCGGUUUUCGCUAUGGUCCGAAAGGUGCUAAACGUCAUGAUGGCGUCUGUUACUGGCAUAAAUGCAAUAAGAAGCAUGAUAGCUGUUCAAAAUUGUUGGAUCAUAUGCAGACACAUCAUGUCAAUACACAAACUGGUCCUUUCUCAUGCCUAUGGGUCGGUUGUAAGGUUUAUAACAAGGAGUCGUGUUCGCGCCGCUGGUUGGAACGCCAUGUGCUAUCGCAUGGCGGUUCGAAGCAAUUUAAGUGCAUUGUCGAAGGUUGUGGGCUGCGUUUUGGAUCGCAGCUGGCUCUGCAAAAACACGUAAAUAAUCACUUUACGGCCACUGAAAAUAAGGAGAGCUCAAACAAGCGUACCUCAGAUCCGCCAGUGCCCAAGCAGCUGCGGAAGAAUGGAAAAAAAUUGCGCUAUCGGCGUCAACCGUUUUCAGCGCGAAUGUUCGACUUUUUUGAUGCCGGUAUAAUGGAAGGUCUGCAGCAUCGUUUGCGUCAAAUAAGCGUGCUCUCCGAUGGCUGCAAUAUGAUAACGUUCCAGGGCCAAUGCAUGAUGCGACGCAAAACGUUGCAAGGUACCUACGAAAGUUUCAUUCGUUGGACGCCGCAUGAAAUCAUUUCCGAUGAGUGGGUGCCAUCAUGUGAUGGACCUUACACCAAGACAGUUAACAUAAAGCGCAUGCGCCCAGCGGAGAAGAUCAAGGUUGAGGGUUUACUUAUGACUGCUUACAAAAUGCCGUAUUCAACAAAUCUGUUCGACGAUGACAAUGAUGAGGAAGAAGGGGAAGCUUCCGAUGACAGCGAUGAAGACGAUGGAAAUAAUGGCGAAGAUGAAGCAGAAGUGGCUACUUUAGUAGAAACGGUGCGAAGCUCGCAACAGCAAAGUGUAAUUGCGAUAUCCCGCACGCAAAUACAGCAGCGCCGCAAACAUCCGCGUAAACCGAUGAAACGUGUACACAUAGAAAAGCCAUUAAGCGUAUAAAUAUUGAACAAAGUAAUAGAUAACGCGUUACACCGGCAGAAUGAUCUCCAAUAAAAUUAUGCAAAGGUGAAGGUUUAUCCUCGUGUGCUAGCAGAAGUUGGCGCAAACUAAAUAGGUGGUUAAUUUGAAAAAAAAAACAUGCACGGACAAAAUCCAUUUCGAUGAGUCUGCGCGCCAGCUAAGCAAUAACACUGCACUUCAACAAAGUUAUGUAUAUGUACAUAUAAGUUUUUAGUAUUUUUUGUUAUAAAUAAGUAGAUGCAAAUUGUAACGGCAUUGUUCAGAGAGUUAUAUUUUUUAAUUAUUUUUUAUUACCAUUUUUAAUGUUUUAAUCUAGUAAUAAUAUUUAGCAGUUACAAAUAGACAAUUGGCCUGCACUUUAAAUUGGUUUUGUAACCAAUAACAAAAAAAAAAAAACAAUUUUAUACGCGAUAAUCGCAUAAUAUGAAAAAGUAUAUUAUGAGUUCACUGCGUAAUUAUUAAUUUCAUUUAAUUUAGUAAAUUUUUAGUUUCAAAUUAGCGUAACUAUUUUAACAUAAAUAUCUGCCUAUUAAUUGCAAUUGCCAGCCCUUAAUUGUGAACUGUAAGUGGCUUAAAGUUUUAAAGCCUGUGAAAAUUGUAUUAGUUCAUAAAUUAGGUGUUACAAGUGGUGACAAAUAUGCUCCACGACAACAGUAAAACAAAACUGUAAUUUUUGUUAAUAUUCAUUUUUUUGCGGUGAUCGUAUAUCUAGUGAAGUCAAAAAAAAAUCCUUUAUACUAAUUCAAAGCAUAAACGAAUAUUCAUUGACAUCCUCCACUUACAGUCGCCAUCGCGAAGCACAUUAUAUAAUACAACCUUAUCAUAAAACGCGCCAACCAGCCCACCCGUUAAAAAAGUUGCAAGUUGCGAAAAUAAUGGACAAAUUAAAUCUUUGUGUUUGUGUAAAUAUAUACAUGUAAGAUAUUUUUUUGUUAAUAUUUAUAGUUUUAACAGAUUUUUUCUACAUAUAAAUCAGCCAUUUAAUUGUGCAAAAUUUAAUGCUAACAAACUUCAUGCCAGAAGACUUUUAAUUGAUAAAUGUAUCUUAAGUAUUUUGUAUGGCAAGUACAAAUCGCAUACAGAGAAGUGUGUACAUUUUAGGCUUUGAAACAAAAAGUACGCAUAUGUGCCGUAGUUAAUAGCGUAGAUUAACAAGUGUCAGCAAUGCUAAGCUAUUAAAAUCAUACAUUUACUUGCACAAAACACAAAAAAUAAAAAACAAAAAAAAACAGUGACUGGUAGAGAACAGAAGUAUGUGUUUAAAUAAUAAGCAUGUAGUUAUUGCAAUCGGUUAGUUAUAAUUUUUAUAAAAUUGUUUUCGCGUACCUACAAACGCAAUUAGAUAUAAAUUGUGUAAAUACAUAAAAAAGAACGAAAAUAGAAGUUUCCAGCACUGCGCAGAGCAGGCGAUUGGGAGCUCAAAACUUUUGUAAAUCUUAAAGACUCCUGAUAGCCUGUUUAAUCACUAUAUUAAAUAAAUUUUUAUUUGUAAAACAAAGUAAAAUACGAAAACAAAUGUAUAAUUUAAGGUUUGUAAAGUAAAAAUAAAAUGUGUGUGUAUGCUCAUAAACGUCAGCAACUCAGCAAGUAAAUCAUUUAGUCAAAAUCACAAAGUAAAACCGAGAUCAUUAGAUGUUAAGUUUAGUGUGUUUAGUGUGUUUAGUACGUUUUUUUUUUGUAUAUUUUUUAUCUUUGCCACACACAGCCACAUUUGAACGUACGUUUGCCAAUUAACAUAUAGAACUUUUUUUUAAACUUAAUAUAGCUAUGUAUAUGACAUGCGUAUUUCAGCGCCGCAACGCUUCUUUCAAGAAUUAGUCGUUAGUUGAAAAAUUAUAAAAUAUUUAAUUUUUAGUUUUGUUUGUAAAUGUAAAAUAGCAACUUUAUUUUUUCUGCACACGCACACUUAUUUUAGUUGUGCAAAUAAAGAUAAAUAAUUUU
This is a messenger RNA of Rhagoletis pomonella (apple maggot), 12370 nucleotides long. It is a transcript of the gene jing, whose product is annotated as zinc finger protein jing. Lineage: Eukaryota; Metazoa; Arthropoda; Insecta; Diptera; Tephritidae. Gene Ontology annotation, biological process: regulation of transcription by RNA polymerase II. Gene Ontology annotation, cellular component: ESC/E(Z) complex. The record is from RefSeq and is a predicted model, not a curated record. The transcript is spliced from 8 exons. The coding region runs from base 2981 to 10408 and encodes 2475 amino acids.